Messenger RNA from Cuscuta europaea, 4856 nucleotides. Lineage: Eukaryota; Viridiplantae; Streptophyta; Magnoliopsida; Solanales; Convolvulaceae. The record is from the annotation of a GenBank genome assembly.
CUCCCCUUUACUCCUUAUUAUCUAAAUAAUCUUGAAUAGAGAAGUAAUACGGGACCGAUGUUUGAGAGUUGAAGUUGAAAAUCGAGGCAACAUAUUUCCACCGUUGGAUCGCUGCACCCUGAUCCUCUUUUACACCUACUGUGCCCGUCGUUCGCUAUUUCUCUAGCGGAAGUAGUAAAUAUCGUCUUCUCCAAAAUUCUCGCUUCUACUACCACCCGCCAAAGCACUCCCAGGCGGCCAGGCCUCAACCCAUACUUCAUUUCGAUAUACUUUUUUUGAUGCAGUACUCUUGUGAAUCUGGGGGUUUGAAGAUUCAUAUCUUCCAUGGAUAGUAACAUCAAUGUUCUGAAUGAGUUUCACUUGAUGGAGGCAAAUGGUAUUAAGGAUGACACAUGGGAGCAGCCUGUAGAAGAGAAGAUGACUGUUGAUUCGAAUGGAAAUGAAGCUUAUCCUGAGGGAAUUGCAGUGGAGACACCCAGUGUUGUUUUGGAGGUUACUGAUGAACUUGCUACUGAAGGCAGGAAGGCUGAAAAUGUGGAUAGUAUUAUUAGCUACUUGCAGGAUGAGAAGGAAUUAGAAUUGAUAGAUGAUGAUGAAAAGUUUGAGGAGGCAAUUGAAGCUUCCAUCGAGGAUGAUGAGAAGUUUGAGGAGGCUGUUGAGGCCCCUACUCCUGUGGUUCAAAGUGUUCUUGAUGGGACUGAUAGGAAAAUAGAGGUUCAGGAAACUGAGGACGCUUUUUCAAAUCAAUUAGCAAUGGGUGAAACUGAACAAUCAGAGAAUUCUGAUACUGUUGAGUGUGGCAAUAAAAUUAUGAUGCAAGUGGCUGAUUUAGAUGACAAUGUUGAAACUGGUACUUCUUUAUUUGCAAAGCGAGUGAAUGAAAAACCGAUUGAAGUUUCAAAUGAUUCAGAAAAUGGAGCCUUGAGUCAUUUGAGUCCUGGAGAAACUAUAUCGUGUGUCCGUGACAAUUGUGCAAUGACAGCAGAUGAAGGAAAACUUGAUGAAAAGUUGGAAAGGCAAGACGUCCAUGAAUUUGAAGGAGGUGACGGGAAUUCCCAGAAGAAGUUUGCGUCUUACAGAGAUGUUUUGCUUCGAUCUGAAAAAAAUAUUUUUGCGAGGAAGAUUUCUGAUACAGCUGUUACUGGAGUUCAGGACAGUGUUCAUGUUCCCACUUGCAACUCAGUUAUCACAGCCACCAAUUUCAAGGGCGAUAAACAGUCUGAUAUGGAAGAAAGAGAUUCAAUGCUUCUGGAAGCAGAUGGUAAGAUUGAUGAAUGGAAGGAUGCUUCCCCAAGUGAUACUUCAGUUCAUGGAGAAAACAUGCUCUUCAAUGACGGAAUUAAGGAAAAGGAAUUUCCGGAACUUGAAUCAUGGAAUCAGGGUAAAAGUAAUGGAGAACAGAAGGAAUUUCCAGAACUUGAAUCACUGGUUCAGUGUAAAAGUAAUGGAGAGCAGAGGGAUAUACAAUGCAAUGAUAGUGCAGCUUCAGGUUUCCACAAUGAAGGAAGCUUUAAAUUACAUAAAGAAUUGAAAGCGGAAGAAUUCCCGGAUCUAACUACUGAACUCCAUGAGGACACUCCAAUGGAAUGUAAAGCAAUCACAGAUGAUGCUGUUUUCAGCCUUACACCCAAUAUUUCACUGGAGUCACCCAUAUGUAUUCAGGAGAACAAGCACAAGGAUGUCCAGAAUAAUAAUGGAGUUCUGUACCACCAAGCUGGAAGCCUCAAGCUGCCUGCAGAUUCCAAAGAAAGUGUACCUGUUCCAGAUACUGGGCAUGAGGGGGGUAUUUCAGUGGGAUAUAAAGCAACCAGUCCAGAAGUUGGUAAUGCCCAUCCAUUUAAUGAUUCCACUGAUAGCAAUGUUGUCUCCCCCGCUGGUUCUUCUAAUGUGGCUGUAAACUUUUCAAAGCAUUCUCAACCUCAAGUUGUGAAUGCUGCCCUUGAGAUCCCCAAUGCACAAGAUAAGGAGCCUGACAAUAAGCAAGUAAUAUAUGUCGAAGAGAAGCUAACCGCUCCUAAGAGAAGGCAAGAGGACACUGAAUCUGAAACAGAUUCAUCUUCCUCCCCAGCAUCUGCAAUACAUUUGUCUUCCUCCGCGACAUCUGUAACUCCUACGCCCACCCCAGCUGGCCUUGGGCGUGCUGCCCCACUGCUGGAACCUGCGCCUCGAGUAGCACCACAACCUCGAGUGAAUGGAGCACCCUCUUCGGUGCAAAGCCAACUUAUUGAGGAGUCUACGACUGCUGAGAGCGACGAAUGUGAUGAAACACGUGAAAAACUCCAGAUGAUUCGAGUUAAAUUUCUGCGGCUUGCCCAUCGGCUUGGGCAGACUCCACACAAUGUUGUUGUUGCUCAGGUGUUGUACAGACUUGGGUUAGCUGAACAAUUACGAGGGAGAAAUGGAGGCCGUGUUGCUCCUUUUAGCUUUGAUCGUGCUAGUGGUAUGGCAGAGCAGCUCGAGGCAGCCGGACAGGAACCCUUAGAUUUCUCUUGCACGAUCAUGGUACUUGGGAAGACAGGAGUCGGUAAAAGUGCAACCAUUAAUUCUAUAUUUGAUGAGGGAAAAUUUGGAACAGAUGCUUUCCAGAUUGGAACAAAGAAGGUUCAAGAUGUUAUUGGAACUGUGCAGGGGAUCAAGGUCCGGGUAAUUGACACGCCUGGACUUCUGCCUUCAUGGUCGGACCAGCGACAGAAUGAGAAGACACUGCAUUCUGUCAAAAACUUUAUUAAGAAAACACCCCCAGAUAUUGUUCUGUAUCUUGAUAGGUUGGAUACUCAGAGCAGAGAUUAUGGGGACAUGCCAUUAUUACGGACUAUAACAGAUAUAUUCGGACCAUCUAUAUGGUUUAAUGCUAUUGUCGUUUUGACACAUGCUGCCUCUGCCCCGCCUGAGGGCCCUAAUGGGACAGUCACAAGCUAUGACAUGUUUGUAACUCAGCGUUCACAUGCUGUGCAGCAAGCUAUUCGUCAAGCAGCUGGAGAUAUGCGCCUCAUGAACCCUGUUUCUUUGGUGGAGAAUCACUCUGCGUGCAGGACCAAUAGAGCUGGGCAAAGAGUGUUGCCAAAUGGUCAGGUUUGGAAGCCUCACUUGUUGCUUCUGUCCUUUGCCUCCAAAAUUUUAGCCGAAGCAAAUACACUUCUAAAGUUGCAAGAUAGCCCACCCGGGAGGAACUUUGCCUCUCGAUCAAGAUCACCCCCAUUACCGUUUCUACUCUCAUCCCUUCUGCAAUCUAGACCACAAGUUAAAUUGCCAACUGAACAAUUUGGAGAUGAUGAUGAGACCUUUGGUGAUGAUUUGGAUGAGUCAGAUUCAGAAGAGGAGUCUGAAUAUGAUAAAUUGCCUCCAUUUAAAUGCUUGACCAAAGCCCAGUUAGGGAAACUAACAAAAGAGCAAAGGAAGGCAUAUUUUGAUGAGCUAGAGUAUAGGGAAAAACUAUUGAUGAGGAAUCAGUUGAAGGAGGAGAGAAGGCGGCGUAAAUUGUUUAAAAUGCAAGCUGCCACUAAAGAUGUGCAUUCCCAUCCUACUGAAAUUGCAGAUGAGGAUAUUAAUGGUGCAGCUUCUGUUCCUGUGCCCAUGCCAGACCUGGCCUUACCCGCAUCAUUUGAUUCUGAUAAUCCAACUCAUAGAUAUCGUUGCCUUGAUUCUUCAAAUCAGUGGCUUGUGAGGCCUGUCCUAGACUCACAAGGUUGGGACCAUGAUAUUGGCUAUGAGGGGAUAAAUGUUGAAAGGAUGUUUGUGAUCAAAGAGAAGAUCCCGAUAUCUCUCUCUGGUCAAGCAUCAAAGGAUAAAAAAGACAGUAAUCUACAAUUGGAAAUAGCUAGUUCAUUGAAACAUGGUAAUGGGAAAGUAACCUCUCUAGGUUUAGAUAUGCAGUCACUUGGUAAGGAUGUUGCUUAUACAUUUCGCACUGAGACAAAGUUUAUCAAUUUCCGAAGAAACAAGGCAACUGCUGGUCUUUCGGCAACUCUCUUGGGUGAUGCCAUAACUGGGGGGGUUAAGGUUGAGGACAAGUUGAUUGUUAGCAAGCGUGGCCAGAUUGUCAUUUCUGGUGGUGCCAUGUUCGGGCGUGGUGAUGUUGCUUAUGGUGGCUGCUUGGAAGCUACAUUGAGAGAUAAAGACCAUCCGCUCGGCCGUUUUCUCUCUACUCUUGGACUUUCACUUAUGGAUUGGCAUGGCGAUCUUGCUAUUGGAUGCAAUUCUCAGACUCAAAUCCCGGUUGGGCGACAUACAAACUUGAUUGGUCGCGUCAACAUUAACAAUAGAGGUUCUGGACAAGUCAGUCUUCGCCUGACCAGCUCUGAACAGCUUCAGAUAGCCUUAGUUUGCCUGGUUCCUCUUGCCAGGAAGAUAUUGGGAUAUUCUCAAACAGUUCAAUACAGUUAGUAAAAAAUUGGUCCAUACAAGAUUGAGCAUGAUGAUGGUUGUCAUAAAAUCUUUUAUUUCCAUUUGGCGUGGUUAUUUUCAAUAAAUUGGCAGUGAUUGAAGGAGUGUUUGACUCUAAAUGCUGGAGAUUUUGGUGUGGCUUACUGGCUUACUCUUUUUACAUGUCUAUCUGGAAAAGACUUCCAAUGUUCUCAAGAAUUUGGAUGCGAUAAACCAUGGCUGCCUCUUUCGUUGCUAUGUAUAUCUUUUUCGCCUUUUCAAGGGAGAACGAACAUACAUUCUAUGGUACCUGGAAAACCUUUAUGAUCUGCUUCUAUCUGAAGAGGUGUUAUAGUUUAUAUUUUCGUGCUUUCAAAUUUUGUCGCUUUCCAUUUGCCAUUCGAUCGGGCUUGAGUAUGUAAACUUUGUGUGGACAUGUUAUUGGAAUAAUCUAAUUUUAUUUAUCUGGUGGUUAUGGUUAUCAUUAUGGGACG